This is a messenger RNA of Nerophis lumbriciformis (worm pipefish), 3075 nucleotides long. The record is from RefSeq and is a predicted model, not a curated record. NCBI's taxonomy places the organism in Eukaryota, Metazoa, Chordata, Actinopteri, Syngnathiformes, Syngnathidae.
AUGGCAUCUCAGCCGAGCAUAUACGAUGAAAGGAAUCGUCUUCGCCUCCGAGCCUGGGAACAGAGGAACCAAGAAACCAGCCAAGCCAAAGAACUCUGGGCUGAGAACGUGCCGCUUUUUGGGCACCCGUACAAAAUAAACAAAGGCGACGAGCUUUCACACAGGAUCCAGAGAAUGCUGGGAAGCUUCGAAGACGCGGACAAUCCUGCGACAUCCCCCGCAAACUUCACCCAGUCCGACCGAGGACGGCCAAACUCGGAUAGGUCCGACAAACCUCCCGUCCUAGACUCAGACGGUCAGAUAUCGAGCCGAAACUUCUCGUGUAGUAGUUACGUCUUCCAGGCGACGAGGGAAAAAAAGCCUUCAUCUCCAAAUCACCGCGGCAGCGUCAAGUCUUCACUAGAUCAACAUAAGCAGGUAGAAACUUUGUCGGACUGGGUGGAAAAUGCUAGAAGUCCUCAGGAAAGGGUCACGCGGUCUCCGGAUGGCUGGCCGAUAGUUUUCCCAAAUCCUAGCGAGCCGGUCGGUGCUACAGACCGCUUUGAGCCACGCCGAGAGUCCGCGUCGACUUCCGCCACGGCCGACAUUUCUGCGAUUAACCCCAAGCAUUCGCCAGCGGACCCUUCUCCAUAUCAGGCCGGCAAAAGCGGCCAUUCCCUGCUCUCGCAGAGCUUCCCUCCGUUGUCCUCGUCCAAGCCGCCCAGCGUAGUCGCGAUGCAAAAGCCCACAGCUUACGUGAGACCUAUGGACGGUCAGGACCUGCUGCUCGGUGGCUCGCCAAAUUUGAAACCUUCGACUGAGCCACAUGUACCUCUGCAGGAGAUCCUCAAGCCUGAGCGCGCAAAGACCAAAAUGCUGGAGACGAAAGCAAAUGAAGGUGUCUGUGUGCAAGCCAUUUUAAAGGAGAUGACUCACUCUUGGCCUCCUCUCCUGACAGCCAUACAUAUCCCCAACUCUGAUGGUUGCCUAACUAAGGUAGUUCAGCCCCGCUCUCAGAAGUUGGGCAAGUCUCUUCAUGUCCAGGAGGACAAAAAAGCCACCAACACUCUCCCGGCCACCUUGACACGCAAAGCUCCUCGCUAUCGUGAGUCCCGAAUAACUCCUGCCACAAAUAUGCCCAAAGAUGGCCAUGACCGAGCGAGCGAUAUUAAGCUAAUUUCGCACAAAGAGGCUCAUUCCAGUGGCGCGGAGUCCGCCAGCUCCGGCGACUCCGACGGCAGCUGGAGAUCCGAGUCGGACGGCGAGAGCGUCGUCAAUGAGCCUGGCGGACCGCCGGCCGCCGGCAGUAAAACAGAGUGUGAAGCUGUGGCAUCGCGUAGCGACUGGCAGUUGGGCAACUGGAUCCCGUCCGGUCAAAAGAACCAAAGCCGAGGAGUUGGCGACGUCUUCUGCGAGAACUCCGGCCGCCAACGGCAGCCCGGCUUUAAAGCCCUUCCCGCAGAGGCCGGCCGGCCAACGGAGCGUGGCGGAAACCCUCCGAAAGUGCGACCGCGCGGCCGGAGUUCUCACUGGCGCUCUCCGAACGGCGCCGGCGGGCUUAUGUUGUCGGAGGAUGGUGUCGAAUGUGCGGAAGAUUUAGCGGGUAAAGUUGCCCCUUUCUCAGACAGACCCAAAGUUAAAAUGAAAACGGGACGGCCAAAGAACGCUAAGAAGAGCGAGAGGACUUUCGAGAGGGCGGACGCGCAAAAGACUGAAUCUGGGCCCGAGGUGGCCCGACGCGAGGCCAAGCGUCAGUCUCGUCCUAUUCCCACCGACACUCCACCAGUUGUAAUUGGCGGUAGCAAAGCCGACGAGGGAGCCAAAACCAUUCCGAAAGCGCCGAGCCGACGCGAGAUGUCGGGGGAUGUCCUAAAAUCGUUUAGGGACGUCCGCGCCGUGCUCGCUAGGUGCCUACUGGUAAAAAUAGACCUCGGUCUGCUCUCAAGAAUUCCUCAGGUGACACCUGAGCGCGCAGGGACCCGAAAGCACCCCAAAGCCAGCGACGCCGCCCUACCUCAAAUUGUGAAGACGGAUGACAAGGCUCUGCCCAGAAAGAAGCGGAAAGUGGAGAAAAAACCCAUGACUUCAUCUGAUAAGGACUCUUCAGUUCAAGUGGAGAAUGGCACCGCCCGAUCAGAAGAUCAGCAGCACGACAAGGCCAAGAAAAAACGGCUUGACUUGCAGAAAACCCCAAACAACACGGGUAAAGACCCAAAGGCGCGCAAAGGAUCUCGUGCGGCGGAGCCCCGCAAGGAUACGCUCAAGAGAAAGGGCUCCUCCGAGCACGAGAGCCGCCGUGCAAAGCGCGCGAACACAGAGAAGUUGCCGUCUGUCCGGCCCUCUAGGGAAAUCAAGACCUCCAGAGCCUUGCUCAAAUCUGAAGAGCGGCGGUAUCCAGUGAAGCACUACAUCAAAGAGGCCAAACGACUGAAACACAAAGCAGAUGCAGAGUCUGAUAAACGCAGCAAAGCCUUCAACUACCUGGACGCCGUGAUGUUUUUUGUGGAAAGCGGCAUCGUCAUGGAGAAGGACCCGCAGAUUUCCACGUCUUCCUACACCAUGUUUGCCGAAACGGUGGAGCUCCUCAAGUUUGUGCUGAAGCUUGUAAACUCCACAGACAUGACCGCUCCGCCCCAACAGAAGGACUUUGUAGCAUUAUGCCUGAAGUGCCUGUCUCUCCUGCAAAUGGCCAUGUUUCGCCACAAGCGCAACACUGCCUUGAAAUACUCCAAGACUCUGAGCGAGCACUUCGACAAUCCCGCACUUGAGUCUUCUGUCCAUAAUAUUAAAGGGCCGCACACACCGUCCCUUAUCCCCGGCGUCCCGUCCCCGGCCUGCGGCGGCAACGGCGGCGCCGUGACCGUUCCUGUCGCCGUGGAGCAGAUGACCGUCUCCUAUGUCAACAUCACGACAUUAUUCUUGAAUGCUCAAGAAAUGUGGGAACAGGCAGAGCAGAUGGCAAGAAAAGGCAGCGGUCUUGUGGCAGAGCUGGAUGCUGCAGUGGGCCCUUUGAGCCUGACUUGUAGCGUGAGCUCCAUGGUGCGUUACACUCAACAGGGCAUGGCGUGGCUACGACUGGACAACAACGAGGCUUGA